This is a messenger RNA of Neoarthrinium moseri, 636 nucleotides long. RefSeq lists its product as uncharacterized. The transcript has a single exon. Lineage: Eukaryota; Fungi; Ascomycota; Sordariomycetes; Amphisphaeriales; Apiosporaceae. The coding region runs from base 1 to 636 and encodes 211 amino acids. The record is from RefSeq and is a predicted model, not a curated record.
AUGGAACGGUCAGGCGAUUCAUCACCGAAAGGUGAGGAGGAAUCCUGGACGUUUGUUACGAGCAAACGGCACCGCCAAACUGGGAAGAGGAAAGCCGUCCCAUUGGCCAGUGCCACGGUCCCAGUCACGAAACCUUCACCACAGGCAAGGGCAUCCACGCACCUUUCACUUCAAGAGAUCCAGUUGGACCAUGAGAAAUUCUCUCGUCAAUGGGCUGAGUCUGAAUGCUGCCGCCGUCUGCAAGAGCUUCUGUCAUCAAAAGAAUGCUCGUCGCGUCCUACGAAGGCAAUAUGCCUGGGCCUCGGUUCUUUCGACCCAGAAGACGGAUCAUGGCAAAUUCGCCGGCGAAGUCACGUUCAACUCGCCGCCUUUAUUACAAUUGUCAAGCGGCUGGAGGCAUCCGAUAAGAUCAAGAUACGCUGCAUAUUUCAGGAGCCCUGCUUCACCAACGCUGACAAGAAAUUCCUCCAAACCCUCGGUUUCGAAGUUGUCGAUUCUCCAUCAGGCUUUGACGAGGUAUCGGAGGAUUCCAUUUUAUUUGGAGUACAUCUGUACAGAGACAUAUACUCAGCCGCCAUCGAGAAGGCCAUACCAGCGAUAUUCAUCGGGACUGGAUAUGACGUUUGGGAAGAGUAG